Molecule: messenger RNA, 858 nt
Organism: Periconia digitata
Lineage: Eukaryota; Fungi; Ascomycota; Dothideomycetes; Pleosporales; Periconiaceae
Source: the annotation of a GenBank genome assembly
AUGCUCACAAGGGGCGAAAGUGGCCCGAGCUCGCAGCUUAUUCGGGGGUCUGGUACGGCCAGAUUUCUGGACUCUCACGUCCGCAUUCACUUGCAGUCGCUCCUUCAAAACAAUACAACAGACAAGAUGCCUCCCAAAUCCACCAAGGACAAGUACUCGGUACUUUUGCCUACGUACAAUGAGCGCCGCAACCUGCCCAUAAUAACCUGGCUCCUCAACAAGACGUUCACCGAGAACAACCUGGAUUGGGAACUCAUCAUCGUUGAUGACGGUUCCCCCGAUGGCACGCAAGAGGUAGCCGCUCAGCUCCAGAAAGUCUACACCGCCCAGCGCAUCCAGAUCCGCGCGCGCGCCGGCAAACUUGGACUCGGUACUGCAUACGUCCACGGUCUACAAUACGCCACCGGAAACUAUGUUAUCAUCAUGGACGCCGAUUUCUCGCAUCACCCUAAAUUCAUCGCCGAGAUGGUCAAGGUCCAGAAGACCAAGAACUACGAUAUCGUAACUGGUACUCGCUAUGCGGGUGAUGGCGGUGUAUAUGGCUGGGAUUUGAAGAGGAAGUUCGUAUCCAGGGGCGCCAACCUUUUCGCCGACACGGUCCUGAGACCGGGCGUCAGCGAUUUGACUGGUAGCUUCAGGUUGUACAAGAAGGCGGUAUUGGAGAAGGUCAUCAGGAGCACCGAAAGCAAAGGAUACACAUUCCAGAUGGAGAUGAUGGUUCGCGCAAAGGCUAUGGGCUGCACUGUUGCGGAGGUGCCUAUUAGUUUUGUGGAUCGUCUGUAUGGCGAAAGCAAACUAGGCGGCGACGAGAUCGUCGAAUAUGCCAAGGGAGUGCUGAACUUGUGGAUGAAGGUUUGA